AUGGAUGAUAUGAGUGUUAGCAGAGAGUCAACUGGACGAAGGAUAGGCACAUACGGCCUUGCGAUUGGUUUCUUCUACACCGUCAAUUUUAGCGUCGGUAUUGGCUUCCUCAAUCUACCGCGUUCUUUCUACAAUGCCGGCGUGCUGGUCUCGUGCAUAACUCUGGCCGUUAUCGCUUUCUUCAACGUUGUUACGACCAUUUGGCUUGUAGAAACUAUGUCCAGAGCUCAGGCACUAGAAUACAGUGGAAAGAUGAUCACACAUAGUUUUUUGGACAACUCUGAUAAUCAGAACUUACUGGAAGAAAUCGAUGAUGAGAGACAGGAAGAUGACGAAAUCUGCUUACCUACUAUGCCUGAAUAUGUUAUUAGAUCAGACAGGAAGUUUGAUGGUCCGGAAAUGUGCGAGAUCUUUCUUGGCAAAAUAGCGAAGUAUAUAUACUUAGGUAUUAUGGUGUUGGGAGUCUUUAUGGAUUUGUGGAUCAAGGGCACUGUGGCUGCGACUGCAUGGUCUAGUAACAUACCUCUUAAUGUGGGAAUAUUUGAAAAGUGUACAAGGGACAAUCUAGAGAACAUUUCUCUUCAUCCUGAGGGAAAGUGUUGGAAUAACUACAGCCUGUGUAUUCUGCUAUAUGCACUGAUUGUUGUGCCGCUGUCAUGUCUCGAGCUGAGUGAGCAGAAGUGGUUUCAAGUCGUUCUCAGUGUCAUGCGACUGUUACUUAUUUUUAGUAUAAUAAUAUACUGUGUGGUGAUGAAACUGAUGGGAUCAAGUCCUGUUCAAGACGAAUCUGAUUCUGACAAGGCUAUUUCAUCGAAUCACUGGAUUGGUGGAUCUUUGGCGGGAUGGUUGGCUGCCAUUCCUGUCUUUGCAUUUACUCAAUCGAUUCAGGUCAACAUUCCGACUCUCACUCAACCGAUCGAGCCCAAAAGGAAACUGAGAGGACUCUACACUAGUGCAUUGUUGACAUUGACGGUACUGUAUGUGAUUCUGGGUGUUGUCGUCACAGCCUUUUUUCAGUCAUCAGUAGACAAAACACUUACACUCAACUGGGAACCGUUGACAUCGCCAGAACAUAAUGUUUUUCUUCGGAUUUGGGCAUACUUUGUAGUCUUGUUCCCAUCUUUCGAUGUCACGUCCGCGUUUCCUUUAGGAGUUACAGUUCUAACAAACGUCAUUCACUCGGCUUUGGGUCACGAUACUCCACAGAAUUCCUUGCUUCACAGUCGGUCAACACGAGUAGUGUAUCGACUGGUCUUUGCAUUGAUUCCUCUCAUCGGUGCGACGUUUAUCACCGAGUUAGAAACUUUACUUCGAUAUGAAGGCUUAUUGACAUACAUUGUAUUUUGGGUAUUUCCCGCUCUAAUGCAGUACUCAUCAAUGAAAAUGUGCAGGAAAGUUUUUGGCUUGCAACGAUGUAUUUCCCAGUCUAUUUCCAAGACUAGAUCUGAUGUUGCUUGCGUCAUCUCUGUCAAGCCAGGUGAUGAGUUAAAUACCCCGUACUCUACUCGUUUCAGCAAUAAUUGGAUGGUUGGUUUGGCUCUCUUGUUUGCCUGUUUUCUUAUCAUUGCCAGCAUUGCAGGGAUUAUUCUUAAAUAGUGAAGGGACUUGACUGAAGAUACAAAUCUGUGUUUAUCAUACGUGAAUUAUCAAUUGAUCUUGCCUGCUUUCAAAUUGGAAAUAGUAAGAUUGUUAAUGCCGUUUGUGUUUUGGAACAGUUAGCAAGUGUAGACAUGUGAUUGCUGUCAAGAUUAGUCGAAUGAACUUUUUACAGUAAUUCUCAAAGCAAUAGAAUGAAUUCGAACA
Molecule: messenger RNA, 1803 nt
Organism: Corticium candelabrum
Lineage: Eukaryota; Metazoa; Porifera; Homoscleromorpha; Homosclerophorida; Plakinidae
Product: transmembrane protein 104-like
Exons: 3
Coding region: 1-1596 (531 amino acids)
Source: RefSeq, a predicted model, not a curated record